Molecule: messenger RNA, 1484 nt
Organism: Argiope bruennichi
Lineage: Eukaryota; Metazoa; Arthropoda; Arachnida; Araneae; Araneidae
Gene: TyrRS-m
Product: tyrosine--tRNA ligase, mitochondrial-like
Exons: 13
Coding region: 32-1426 (464 amino acids)
Biological process (GO): tyrosyl-tRNA aminoacylation
Cellular component (GO): cytosol; mitochondrion
Molecular function (GO): tyrosine-tRNA ligase activity; ATP binding; RNA binding
Source: RefSeq, a predicted model, not a curated record
UUCUUUAUUUACAAACAUACCAACAACAGCAAUGGCGUCUUCCAUAGUAAAAACAUGCCGGGUUUUAAAUAAAUUGAAGCUAUCAACACCAUCAAUAUAUAGCAUCAGAAAUUGUUCCAGCGAUUUAUUAUACAGCUUAUUGAGAAGAGGAUUAGUGAAACAGAUUUUUCCUAAUGAUCAGAAAAUUGAUAGUCCAGGAACACCUUGUGCAUAUGCUGGAUUUGAUGCAACAGCUGAUAGUUUACAUGUUGGAAAUCUUUUAGUUCUUAUUUCUUUAAUGCAUUGGCAAAGAGCUGGGUAUGAAACUAUAGCUGUUAUUGGUGAUGCAACAGCUAAAAUAGGAGAUCCAAGUGGUCACAAGAGUGAUCGGAAAGUACUAUCUCAUGAUAUAGUAGAUGAAAAUGCAGAUUCGAUUGAAAAAAAUUUGUAUCACAUCUUCCAGAAUCAUGAAACAUAUAUUUUUCCAAAAGCUAAAAUGAAAAACAAAACUCUUGGAAAAUUAAGGAUAUUGAAAAACAGCGAAUGGUACAAAAAGACCAGUAUUAUUGAUUUUAUUUGUGAAGCUGGACGUCAUAUUCGUGUUGGCGACAUGUUAUCUAGGACAAGUGUCAAAAGUAGGAUGGAAAGUGGAGUUGGAAUUAAUUUUGCAGAAUUUAGUUAUCAAGCUUUCCAGGCUUAUGAUUGGCUGCAUUUGUUAAAGAAUUAUAAUUGUAGAUUUCAGUUUGGUGGUGGUGAUCAAUUAGGCAAUGUCACAACUGGAUAUAUCUUAAUAUCUGGAUCUCUUUAUCAACAUGUGUAUGGAGCUCUUUUACCAUUAGUGGAAUCUGAAACUGGAGAUAAAUUCGGAAAAACUGCUGGAAAUGCUGUUUAUCUCUCUUCUAAAAGAACAUCUCCUUUUGAUCUCUAUCAGUUUUUCAUGAGAUUACCAGAUGCUGAUAUCAGCAAUUAUUUAAGACUCUUUACUUUCUUAAAUAUUGAAGAAAUUGAAGAUAUUUUGCAUAAACAUUUGAAAAAUCCUGAUUCUCGAAAUGCACAGAAAAAAAUUGCCGAAGAAGUUACAUUACUUGUACAUGGCAAACAAGGUCUUGAUCUAGCUGAAAUAGCAACAAAAAUUCUUUAUCAGUCUGAUAUUGAAUCAUUAGCAAAAUUAAAAAAGGAAGAUGUUAAUUAUGUAUUCCCACUUUCAACAACAUCACAUAUUAUCUUUGAGCCUGGACUGUCUCUUUUGGACCUUACAAUGAAAGUUGGCUGUUUUCUCAACAAAAAUGAUGCUGAUCGUAUAAUUCGUGGAGGAGGAGUAUAUUUGAACUUUGAAAGAAUUACCACACCUCAGUUCAUUAUAAUUCCAGAACAACAUAUACUACCAAAUGGAAUUUCUUUAAUAAGAAUAGGAAAAAAGACAUAUUAUCUUGUGCUGUGGAAAUGAAUAGCUUUAUUUAUUUAUAACUAGAAACUUAAUAAAUUACUUCUUUUAUGUUGUCUAA